AUGUUGGGUCAAAUUUCAUCACUUACACAAGGUGCUCCAAUAACAUGUGGCAAGAUUCGAAUCACAUUAGCACCAUGCCUUUCAUACCUUAGGAGAAAUGGUGGUAGAGACUUGAUCCCUAGAAAAUGUUGUCAUGGGGUUAAGAAGGUGAACCAUGGAACCAAGAACAAACAAGAUCGUCAAUCUGUUUGCAAGUGCAUCAAAAGAACAACUCAGAAUGUUAAGGGUCUGAAUCUUAAGAAGCUUGCUAAUCUUCCUCAAAAGUGUGGAGUUAAAUUGCCUUACAAGUUAUCCCCUUCCAUGGAUUGCAACAAGUAA
Arachis stenosperma is the source of this 318-nucleotide messenger RNA. RefSeq names its product non-specific lipid-transfer protein 1-like. The record is from RefSeq and is a predicted model, not a curated record. Bases 1 to 318 code for a protein of 105 amino acids. Gene Ontology annotation, biological process: lipid transport. The transcript has a single exon. Gene Ontology annotation, molecular function: lipid binding. NCBI's taxonomy places the organism in Eukaryota, Viridiplantae, Streptophyta, Magnoliopsida, Fabales, Fabaceae. Gene Ontology annotation, cellular component: membrane.